UCCGUCAUCUCACUCCUCUUUCCCUUUAAAUCAAAACCCUGGAACUUUCAAUUUUGCUGUGCUGAAACCCUUACUUCCGAUUUCUCUUGCUGCUUCAAUAACCUCCUUUUCGUCGAUCUCUCGAUCAAUCAGUACUUUUUCCAAAUUAUUAGCAAUCAUGUCGUUGAGGCCAAGCGCGAGGACCGAGGUUCGCAGGAAUAGGUAUAAGGUUGCCGUCGAUGCUGAGGAGAGUCGCCGGAGGCGAGAAGACAACAUGGUGGAAAUUCGGAAGAAUCGUCGGGAGGAAAGCUUGCAGAAGAAGCGGCGUGAAGGCCUCCAAGCCCAGCCCAUGCCAGCUGCAAUUCAUUCCUCUGCUGUAGAGAAGAGGUUAGAGCAUUUACCAUCGAUGGUUGCUGGUGUUUGGUCUGAUGAUAGUAAUUUGCUGCUUGAGGCAACCACUCAGUUCAGGAAGUUGCUCUCAAUUGAACGUAGCCCUCCAAUUGAGGAAGUCAUACAGGCUGGUGUUGUUCCCCGCUUUGUUGAGUUUCUUAUGAGGGAGGACUUUCCUCAGCUUCAGUUUGAAGCAGCUUGGGCACUCACAAACAUUGCUUCUGGGACGUCUGAGAAUACUAGGGUGGUAAUUGAUCAUGGAGCUGUUCCCAUAUUUGUAAAGCUUCUGGGUUCUCCAAGUGAUGAUGUUCGUGAACAGGCUGUGUGGGCAUUGGGAAAUGUUGCUGGAGAUUCUCCUAAAUGUCGUGAUCUUGUUCUUGGGCAUGGAGCUUUGAUUCCUUUGCUGGCACAAUUGAAUGAGCAUGCUAAACUGUCUAUGCUAAGGAACGCUACAUGGACGCUCUCGAACUUUUGCCGAGGCAAGCCGCAGCCACCUUUUGACCAGGUUAAGCCUGCUCUUCCAGCUCUUGCACAUUUAAUUCAUUCUAAUGAUGAGGAAGUUUUGACUGAUGCAUGUUGGGCACUCUCAUAUCUUUCUGAUGGUACCAAUGACAAAAUUCAAGCUGUUAUUGAAGCAGGAGUAUGCCCUCGGCUAGUUGAGCUUUUACUGCACCCAUCUCCCUCAGUUCUCAUUCCUGCACUUCGAACUGUUGGGAAUAUUGUCACUGGUGAUGAUAUGCAGACCCAGUGUAUCAUCAAUCAUCAAGCACUGCCUUGCCUUCUAAAUUUGUUGACAAAUAACUAUAAAAAGAGUAUCAAGAAGGAAGCUUGUUGGACCAUAUCUAAUAUAACUGCUGGCAACAAAGAGCAGAUUCAGGCUGUAAUUGAGGCUAAUAUCAUUGCUCCAUUAGUUCAUCUGCUUCAAAAUGCUGAGUUUGACAUUAAGAAAGAGGCUGCAUGGGCAAUCUCAAAUGCUACAUCGGGUGGUACUCAUGAUCAAAUCAAGUACCUUGUUAGCCAGGGUUGCAUCAAGCCCUUGUGUGACCUUCUCAUAUGCCCUGAUCCAAGGAUAGUGACAGUCUGUUUAGAAGGUCUUGAAAACAUCUUGAAGGUAGGAGAAGCUGACAAGAAUUUAGGCAGCACUGGAGGUGUAAAUCAAUAUGCACAAAUGAUUGAUGAUGCUGAGGGGUUGGAGAAAAUUGAAAAUCUACAGUCUCAUGACAACACAGAGAUUUAUGAGAAGGCUGUGAAGAUCCUUGAGACAUAUUGGCUUGAGGAGGAGGAUGAGACAAUGCCGCCAGGAGACGCAUCCCAAUCUGGGUUCCAAUUUGGUGGGAGUGAGAUGCCUUCUGUUCCAUCUGGCGGAUUUAAUUUCAGCUAGACGAGUUCACUGGUUCGGCAUUGAAGUCGAGAAAUGUGGUGGAGCACUUGUCAACUUCAGGUUGGGCGUCUUGGUGUCAUGUGUGGGUCUACUUGUCCAGUCUAAGGUGUGGUUGAAAGGCUACUGGACGGGUUUCGGGUUUUCAAUACGACAAGAUUAAUAUUAUUGGUGUGGGAAGACAAACAUGGAUAAGAGUCGCAUGAUGAACAUGGGUUUUCACUAUAACUGGAGAAAACCGUGCUCAUUUUUUAUGGAGAGGGUUAUUCUUGGGAGGGUGGGCUGUCAUAGAACAGACAUGGAGUCUUUUUGAAUGCGUCUAUUGUCAUAGUAAGCUUUAGUAAUCUGUCCCUGCAUUACCUUUUCCACAGUUUGUCGAUUUUGGCACUCCCAAAAUCCUUAUAGUGGCGUGCUUGUACUUAAUAGGAUUAUUGGAAUUAUAUAUAAUAUAUGUUGUUUGAAUGUGUCA
This is a messenger RNA of Hevea brasiliensis (rubber tree), 2216 nucleotides long. Its product is annotated as importin subunit alpha-2. The record is from RefSeq and is a predicted model, not a curated record. The coding region runs from base 158 to 1750 and encodes 530 amino acids. Gene Ontology annotation, cellular component: cytoplasm; nucleus. The transcript is spliced from 11 exons. Gene Ontology annotation, molecular function: protein binding; nuclear import signal receptor activity. Gene Ontology annotation, biological process: NLS-bearing protein import into nucleus. NCBI's taxonomy places the organism in Eukaryota, Viridiplantae, Streptophyta, Magnoliopsida, Malpighiales, Euphorbiaceae.